Messenger RNA from Melospiza georgiana, 1567 nucleotides. It is a transcript of the gene NIT1, whose product is annotated as nitrilase 1. The coding region runs from base 44 to 1042 and encodes 332 amino acids. Lineage: Eukaryota; Metazoa; Chordata; Aves; Passeriformes; Passerellidae. The transcript has 7 exons. Gene Ontology annotation, molecular function: hydrolase activity, acting on carbon-nitrogen (but not peptide) bonds, in linear amides. The record is from RefSeq and is a predicted model, not a curated record.
GCCUGGAGGGGGGGGACUUUGGCCGCGCUGCCGCCGGCGGGGAAUGCUGAGGGUGGCCCCCCGGGCCCUGCUGUGCUGCCCCCCGAGAGCCUCGAGAGCCCCCCAGAGCUCCAGCACCUCGGGCAGCCCCGCAGCCAUGGCAGCACCCCCAGACCCCUCAGUGUCCCCAGGCCCCCCGGGCGGGCUGGUGGCGGUGGCACAGGUGACAUCCACGGCGGACAAGGAGCACAACUGGCAGCAGUGCUCGGGCCUGGUGCGGCGCGCGGCCGCCAUGGGCGCCCGGGCCGUGUUCCUGCCCGAGGGCUUCGACUUCAUCGGGGACAGCGCCCAGCACAGCCUGCAGCUGGCAGAGCCCCUGCACGGGGACACCGUGCGGCGCUACCGGCAGCUGGCCAGGGAGUGUGACGUGUGGCUGUCCCUCGGGGGUUUCCACGAGCGUGGCCAGGACUGGGACAGCACCGGCCGCAUCUACAACUGUCACCUGCUGCUGGACAACUCGGGCUCGGUGGUGGCCCUGUACCGCAAGCUGCACCUGUUUGACGCGGCGCUGCCGGGGCAGCCGGCGCUGAGCGAGAGCUCCUUCACCAACCCUGGCCAGGAGCUGCUGCCCCCCGUCGACACCCCCGUGGGCAAGGUGGGGCUGGCUGUGUGCUAUGACCUGCGCUUCCCAGAGCUGGCCCAGGCGCUGCGCGGGGCCGGUGCCCAAAUCCUGACCUUCCCCUCGGCCUUCACCGUCCCCACCGGAGCUGCGCACUGGGAGGUGCUGCUGCGUGCCCGUGCCAUCGAGUGCCAGUGCUACGUGGUGGCCGCGGCGCAGACCGGCCGCCACAACGCCGCCCGCGCGUCCUUCGGGCACUCGCUGGUGGCCGAUCCCUGGGGCGCCGUGGUGGCACAGUGCCACGAGGGGCCGGGGCUGUGCCUGGCCCACAUCGACCUGCCCUACCUGGAGCAGGUGCGCAGGCAGCUGCCCGUGCACGGCCACCGCCGGGGGGACAUCUACGGGACACCAACGGGGACACCGACGGGGACACCGGGGACGUGAUGGCGCCGGGCGUGGGGCGAAUCCACCGGGGUUUGCACCGGGUUUGCUUUUCUGUCCCCAAAAUGGGAUGGCACAGUGUGUCCUCCUUGUUCUUUUUGGGGUCCCAAAUCAGCCCCAAAUCUCCUACAAUUCAGCCCCAAAUCAGCAUCAAUUCAGUCUGAAAUCAAUCCCAAAUGUGCAUCAAUUCAGUCCAAAAUCAGCCCCAAAUCAGCAUCAAUUCAGUCUGAAAUCAAUCCCAAAUGUGCAUCAAUUCAGCCCCAAAUCAGUCCCAAAUCUGCCCUUUUGUCCCCAAAAUGGGAUGGCAUAAUGUGUCCUCCCUGCUCUUUUUGGGGUCCCAAAUCAGUCCCAAAUCCCCAUCCAUUCAGCCCCAAAUAUGCAUCAAUUCAGUCUGAAAUCAAUCCCAAAUGUGCAUCAAUUCAGCCCCAAAUCAGCCCCAAAUCUGCCCUUUUGUACCCAAAACUGAAUGGCACAAUGUGUCCUCUCUGCUCUUUUUGGGGUCCCAAAUCAGCACCAAAUCUCCUACAA